Molecule: messenger RNA, 417 nt
Organism: Fraxinus pennsylvanica
Lineage: Eukaryota; Viridiplantae; Streptophyta; Magnoliopsida; Lamiales; Oleaceae
Source: the annotation of a GenBank genome assembly
AUGCCAAACCACAAUUUCAUUUGCCUUUUGGAUUGGGCUUCUCACUUGCAAGAAAGUAAAAACAUAGACGAACUUGUUGAUCCGAUGUUGGGUUUUCGAGUUAACAAAGAGGAAGUAGGAAGAAUGGUGAAAAUAGCUCUCCUGUGUACCAACAUAACGCCGUCCGUCAGGCCUACAAUGUCCGAGGUAGUUCAAAUGCUUGAAGGACAAAUGGCGAUUCCAGAUGUUCUCACGAUAGGAAGUAUGUAUACAGAUGAUAUGAGGUUUAAAACCAUGAAAGACUUCAAUCGGGAGAAGCAAAGCGGAAGUUCCAAUGGAAGCCAAACUCAGAAUUCAACAACAAUACGAACAGAUGCAGAUUUUUCUUCAUCUACCACUGAUCUUUACGAAACCACUAGAGAUACGAUAUCAUAUUGA